Messenger RNA from Cladocopium goreaui, 3961 nucleotides. The record is from the annotation of a GenBank genome assembly. Lineage: Eukaryota; Dinophyceae; Suessiales; Symbiodiniaceae.
GGAACGAACACUGAGCCGUUUGGUGGAAGACAUCAUCUCCGUGGUCCAGUGGGCUACGAAAGGCCAGUGGUCCAGAGCUGAAGAACUCCACGAGAAGGUCAUGACUCAAGUCACCUCGAGGCUGGGUCAGGAGGAAAUCAGCUCGGAUCAACAGAAAAGAUAUCGCGAAUGCAGCCGGCGAUGUUCACAGAUACUGGCCUCAGGCUUGACCAUGCAGGGUCGCUGGGAACAAGCAGAAACAGUCUUGAGAGAGCUCUUGCAAGUAGAGCAACAGAGGCUGACACAGGUUCCUGUGGAAGCAGAGGUCAUUGACCUGGUAAAUGGCAUGACACACCUUGCUACCCUCCUUCAGAAGCGAGGAAAACUGCAGGAAGGUCAGCAGAUACACAGAGAAACCAGCAAAAUUACAUGCGAGUACUUUGGAAAUGUCCACCCGCACACUCUAAGCACCAGAAACAAUCUUGCAGUUCUGCUGUCAGAGCAAGGCAAGUGGCAGGAAGCUGAGGAGAUGCACAGAAGUGUGCUGGAAACUAGGCUGCAGGUCCUUGGAAAAUGGCAUGCGGACACUUUGAGCAGCACCAGCAAUUUAGCCUUGGUUCUUCGCGAACUGGGCAGGUGGCACGAAGCGGAGGAAAUGCACCGAGAAGUGCUCGAAGCUCGGCAGCGCGUGCUUGGGAAGGAUCACCAUGACAGGCUGCGCAGCUUGAACAACUUGGCAACUGUCCUCCAAGAACGGGGCAAGUGGCAGCAAGCUGAGGAAAUGCACAGGGAAGCCUUAGAAGGAAUGCGCCUAGUUCUUGGACCUGACCACCAGGACACUCUGAGCAGCAUGACCAACCUUGCGAAUGUUCUUCAAAAACAAGGAAGAUAGCAAGGAGCCGAAGAGAUGCACAGAGAAGUUCUGGCAGCAAGACGGCGGCUUCUUGGAGAGGAGCACCCUGACUUGCUCAGAAGCUUGAACAAUCUUGCCACUGUCCUCCAAGAACAAGGCAAGUGGCAGGAAGCUGAAGAGAUGCAAAGACAAGCGCUGGCAGGAAUGCGCAGAGUCGUUGGACAGGACCACCCUGACACCCUCAGGAGCAUGGACCACCUUGCGACUGUCCUUCGUGAACUUGGUAAGUGGCAGGAGGCCGAAGAAACGCACAGCGAAGUGCUGAAGGCAAGGCGGCGACUGCUCGGAGAGGAGCAUCCACAUACCCUGAGCAGCAUGAACAACCUUGCAAAUGUCCUUCAAGCAGAAGGCAGGUGGCGUGAAGCCGAGGAGAUGCACAGGGAAGUGCUGGAAGGCAGGCGCCGAGUUCUUGGAGAAGACCAUCCUGACACUUUGGGUAGCAUGAACAAUCUGGGUAGUGUUGUGUCAGCCCGAGAUCGAGAGGAUUGGCAGUUCCGGUUUUCAUUGAAGGAUGAUUCUCAUCGCAGCCGACUGGAAGAUGCCAAAGAGAAGGUGCGGAAAGCCAUUGACGCUUUGAAGUUGCGAGUGGAUGCUGACCACCCAGACUUGGUGAGACGUCGCAGGCUGUUGGCAGAGCUCCUGGUUCAGACCAAUGAGCCAAGUUCUUUGCAAGAGGCCGAGGAUUUGCUGCGCCAAGUCGUUCCUGCCUGUAGUGGCAGGUACGGUCCUGAGCAUCGCUGGACCCAAGAAGCCACGAUGAAUUUGGUCUUUGUGCUUGAAGAGCAAGGGAAAGAUGCUGAGGAAUGGCGACAGCACCUUGUUCCCAUCGAGCAAGGUGCGGACAGCACCACUGUGCCUUCAACGGAGCAAAAUUUUGAUGACAACACGUUUGGGGCAGAUCGGGAGGCCUUGGAUGAUCCUGCAUGGUUGCAAGACGUUCUUCAGCAAAAGCUGAAGAUCAUGGGCAAGCAGUACGAGUUUGGCCGUUUGAGUUCAAAUUUAACCAACAAGAGUGCAGUAGAUGGAACAGAUGCAGCUGCAGCAAGUGAAGCUGGCAGCCACGCAGCGCAUGCAACAUGCGCCGGGACCUUGGAGGCGAAGGAAACAAUUCAGAACAGGGAAAAGAUGGAAAAGGAAUCCACGAAUCGAAAAGCACAAGAUAUUUCCGAGACACAGCUGUCGAAGGAGAAAGAUUUGGAACAAACGAACUUCUCCCAACACCAAAAAGGCAAUGUGCCCAAUCCAGAGAUUCGCGAGAAGCUUUUGGCCGGGUGCACCGACAACCUUUGCUUCCUAAUAAGGCAACCUGAAGAGUUGGCCAAACUUAAUCUCAUCAGAGAUUCAGGCUUUCAGAGACAGGUGCAAGAGUUUCUGGUUGAUCCAGAUUUUUUGUGGAGUUCCCUUGCAGUAGUCAAGAUGCCAGCUUAUCAAAAGAGCGCAAACUACGGCAUUUCUGGCCAUGACUCCGAUGUUCUGGGUGUCAUUGUAAUCAGAUCAUCCAAUGGCUCGCCAUUGAGGAUUUCUGUUGGCAUUUGGCUGCAAAAAGACGAUUUUAGCUUGAUUCGCCGCAUUAUUUCCCAGGUGGUGCUGCAGGUGUUUGGUGCAAACCCAAUGCACAGAAACCACGAUGUUCGAAGAAAUCGCUUCACACUGGAAAGAGUUGACGAGACAACUCCGAUUGAAGCGCAGAUUACUUUCUUUCAGGAUGAGAGACCACAGCCAGAACAGGAUCUUAUUGAUCUCACGGAUGCCUUGAGCAGACACGACCUGAAAUUGCUACAGCAAGUGUUUCGGAGCUCCAAUCUGAAACUCACUGGAUUAGAAAAAGAUUUUGUCAACUUUGCACACUAUGUAGCCCAGCGGUUCAAGUCGCGCCCUCAGGUUCCAAAAUGUUUGAAGUUAGCCAAGGAUUUUGUUGCCACUUGGCUUCCUGGCAAUUUGUUCAAAUGUACCAUCUCCCAACACUUGGGUUUCUUGCAUGUUCCUGAAUUUCGGAAAGAGCUCGAUGGUCACAUCGUCGUUCUGCUCCCCUCACACGACCGGUCUGGGGAAUUGCUGGUACGGGAUCAUGUGGAGCUGCUGGUGACACCUGUAGACAAUCGAAAGCGUGGUAUCUACAAAGUUCCCAGAACAGUGUUGCAUCCCCUUGAUUUUGAUGGGAAAGAGAAGAAGUUGGGGGAUGUGCGGCCCUUGCAACCACCUGUGCUGAAGAAGGUUUCACUAGAGCCCAUCGGGCGGACUAGCCCACAUACUUAUCCUUAUCCUGUUAGCCUUAGUCGCUUGCAUGACAAGACGCAUCUUGAACCUUUAGAACAGUAUUUGAAGGGCAAAUACAAAUACAGAGUGCUCGUCAAGUCCGGAGAGACUUGGGAAGAAGCACGUCUUUGCCCAGAGGUUGUUGGUGCAAAAACCUGCUUGGUCGAAUUUGAAUACCGCCGAAUGAAACUUGUGGAGGCUUCUGACUUGAGGUUGGCUAGAAGUCUGCGCAGCCCCAUUUUUUUGACAGAUGGACAGGAGGCAGCCACAGUGGCACAGUCUGCGCAGUCCGCAAACACAGCGAACACCAAAGGCACUGGGACAGGCACUGCGACAGGCACUACAGGUCUCAGGUCGAGUGACUUUUCUUUGUCCAAGCAGCCGUGAGCUGCCCUGAGGCAGACGCCAUGCUCUGUAGCAGAAAAAUGCUGGUGCUUUUCAUUGUCUUUCAUUCCUUUUCUGUCUUGUGAUGCGAGGGUCUGGCAACAUAUGGCUGCUAUGGGUAAAGAUCAACCUCCUAGGUAAAAACAGGACUCACGUCUUGUGCCAGGUCAAGUUUGUGCCAGUUACCGUACCUUCGAGGCUUUGCAAGUCCUGUGUGGCCUUGGAAGUGGCAAUCGGCAGCAGAGUUAACGAAAAACGUCGUUUCUAUGCAGGAUAUGGCCCAAGAAUGCCCAAGAUAUGUGUUGCUUAGCGGAGAACCCCAGGCUGUGGAGCACAUUGGAUCGUGGUGAACGUUUCUGAACGUUUCUGACCUUCAAGGAACCAGUUGGACCCAGUUGGGGUUUGGAGCCCCCCGUCCUGCGGGAAAAA